AGGUGGUGAUACUCAGAAAAUGAAAGCAAGCAAAGAUGCUUUAAAAACAGAAGAAGAACGCAAGGAUAGAAGUCGAAGUUCAUACAGUGAGUUGCCUGAAGAUGAAGAUUCAUCUCCUGUUAAAACUAUGAAGAAAGAAUCUAGAAAAGGCAACAAAGAAAAUAGAGAGCUUAGAAUUUUAAAAAGGAGUAAAACAUUAAAAGAGAAGAAUGAUCCUGAUAGGUUUAGUGGUGAAGGAAUCAAUUUUAAAGCUAAAAUUAUUGGAACUGAGCAUGUUUUUGAUGCCAGAGGAAAUCGAAUGUGUCAAGGUGCCUUACAAAGACUUAAGGCAGCCGUUAAAACAUCAGGAGAUCAUAAACAGAGGAUUAUCUUAAACAUAUCCUUUCAAGGAAUCAUAAUCAAAGAUGAAAAAACUGGGGAGCCACUUCACCAUCAUCCGAUUCAUAAGAUUUCCUUCAUUUCUCAAGACACGAGUGAUAGCAGAGCUUUUGGUUAUGUCUUUGGUUGUCCCCAAAGUGGUCAUCGAUUUUUUGCUAUUAAAACAGAAAAAACGGCUUCACAAGUUGUGGUUACUCUUCGAGAUUUAUUUCUUGCUGCUCUCGAAAUUAAAAAGAAAGAAAUUGAAAAGGCAAUUGAAACACAGAAGGAUGACAGUGAAUCAUCAUGUAGCAAAGAUAAUUUUGAGGAAAAGCCUAUUUCUAAUGGAUGCAGUAUGCCUACACCUUCCAACAGUGCAACAGUUGUGGAAAAUGGUUAUAGUAAUAACAGUGGUGUGAAUCAUGAGCUUUUAUAUUCCAAUACAGUCUUUCUCCCGGAAGAAACUGAUGUUCAGAAGAAAGAUGAAGCUUCACCAGAAAAUAAAGCAGAACCAGUUAUAGAUAACUUGCUUGAUUUACAGUUUGAAAUGGAUACGCUACAACAAGGAAUAUCGCAAAUGGAUAAUAGCAUUGCAUCUGCAGUUACUCAAGGUUAUGGAUUUUCCUUUUCAGAAGAUGAUGUUUCAGAGUCAAGUUGUGGUUCUGUUCCCACGCCAUUUCAUUUUAAGUUAGAUAAAUUGUCUUCACUUUAUCAAGAAACAUUAUCAGUAUCAUCCAGAUCUUCAUCUACUUCAGAUUAUAACAUUUGCAACCCUGAAAACAAAUCUGAUGAUAUUGAAAUGUUAAGAAAUGAAGUAUUUGGUGUUGUUUCACCUGUCAAUCCUGUUCAAGAACCUAGCGCAACAUCAUCUGGUUUGAUUGAAGAUUCUAACUCUUAUUCAGAAAUUUCUGACCAAAGCAAUGCUACAUCAUCAAAUACUGCUGAAGAUCGCUAUGCAGUAUUUUUAGACAUUGAUUCUUUACCUAGUAUUUUUGAUAAUCCAGACAUUGUCAAGUCUUCUCACUCACUUGAAAAAGUUGAGCUUUUGUGUUCAAGUAAAGAAAAUAUUAGUAAUACAAGUAAUGAAAGCUCUGACAUUGUUACGGAAGUGAAAUCCUCUACACCCAUUGUAUUUGCAGAAUUAGAUCCUUUAGGUUCACAACCUUACGUUGAUAAAAAAGAUUUCUUCUGUGACAUUAAGAAUCCUCCCAAAAAGGUGUUAAAAGAUCUAGUUGGUGAUAGUUCAGAGCAUUUUCCAAGUUCUGUAGAAAGUGACAGUUCAGAGCUCUGUCAAGCUUCUUUGAAAAAUGAUUCACUUUCAAAUCCUACUGCAAGUGAUUUGCAUUUUACUUUUGAGAAAAAGCAGCAGUUUAAUCCAUUUUCAGAGGCCAGCAACUUGCCGGCUCCUGCUACUCCUCCAAAGUUGCCGCCCAAAAAAUCAGCUUGUACUUUACCAACAAUUCCUCUCUCUUCUCAAACAAAUGGUGAAUAUGAGCCUGCUACAGGAGACGCAGCAUGGGGCACUAAAAAUCCAUUUAAUCCUUUUGCUAUUGAGGAUUUCCCUGACAUUCCCCCACCAAAUUCUCCUCCUCCACCACCACCUCCUAGAUUACCUACAAAACCAGAAUAUCCUAUUAGUAUGUCGCCACCACCACCUAGACCUCCAAGUCGUACAAAUGGUGUGCCAACACCUCCCCUGCCAAGGCGAAAAAUGCCCAUUGCUAAUUGCAAUCGGUCAUGGUUCUCAUUUGACCAAGAUGCGGCGUCUAUGUCUUCAAUACCAUCAAACCCAGACAUUGAAAGCCAUUCCAAUCAGUUUUCUCCUCCCAUUCCAUCACCUGCUCGAAAAAUAGCUCCCUGUAAACUUGAAUCAACAGCGCUUAAGAGUUCAAGUGCUUCUAAUAGUCCAGCUACUAUACGAAGGCUUCACAAUCAGAGCCCAUUAUUUGGCAAUUCUUCUCUUUCAAGAGAAUCGAGAGAUGCAACAAAGCAUAAUAAUGUAAAUAAAUCUCCCCAUAAAAUGUUGUCACGCCAUUCAUCCAUAUUGCAAGAAAGUGAUACUGCAACUGCAUAUAGUCUUUUUGUUCCAUCAAAUAGUGUAAUUAUUGAUGAAUGCUCCGAGAAAACAGAGUCCUCGAGUCACUCACCACCCUUGCCGCCAAAGCCUGUGUCAAUUUCUCGUCCUAGACCUUCACCCAGUAAAAAAAUGCUUGCUACAGCAAAAAACAGCAGUUCGUCUCAUUACAGUUCAAACAUUUCUGGCACAGAAACAGCAAAUAGUACUCAUUCAUCAAGCUCAUUGGUAUUUUCAAGUGUGGAUGAAUGCAAAAGUGGUAGCAGUUCUGAAGCCCUUUUUGUCAACAGUACUGGAAGUCAAUCUGAUGUGUUUUCCCAAAGUAGCCAAGAACAGUCUUCCAGAAGUCCAGAAGAAAAGCCUUGUGAGUUAAGUCCUGACAGUAUCUUCCGCAGAAAAAGUGAUCCUUUUGCUGAUGACUUCUUUUUAUCACUACCCAAAAGAUCUUCGUGUGACAGUGAACCCUUUGUGAUGAAAAAUUCUCUGAAACAAAAUUGUUCUAAUGGUGUUGAAGCAAAUUUUGAAGACUUAAAGGCUCCCACGUAGUCAUGAAUGAAUUGUCAUCAUGAAGCCAUGGAAACGAAGUGUUUUGUAUUUUUUGUAUAGCUAGAUCCUGUCCAUAUUUAAUAGGGAGCUAGGGAGCUUAUGUACUAAGAUUUGUCUCAUUUUAAGAGCUCUUUAGAAUACAACCUUCUUAGUUCCUGGGGACAAAAACUAGGCCUUACAGAAAGCCAUUUUAUAAAUGUGCCACAGUAUUAGGAUAUUUUUAAAGAAAUUUAGAUUUUAUUUAUGAUGAAUUUUUAAUGUUAGAUCUGAAUUUUACUCCCAAGAUCUGAUUUUAAAUUCUGUGAUUAAAAAUUUGUUCAGGCACUUGUUAAUAUUUUCAUCAUUCAUGUUAUGUUUAAGUAUAUUUGUUUUCCUAUUUUGUUAACACUUUCCUUUGAAUAUUUAGUGCCAUUCUUUGAAUUUACUUCUCAAGAACAAAUUUGAUUGUAUUAAAUAGUUUGGUAAAUAUAAAUAUUGACUUUAACCUUUUAAAUAUUCAUAAAAUGUGUGCAAACUAAAGGAAGACUUGUUUGAAAACUAUACUUUGGUUUUUCAAUGCGUUCAAAAAGUAAGUAAAAAUUUGUUAACAUAAAUUAAACACACAUGAAUGAAUAUUUUAAUUAUUUUUUAUAUUUACAAAUAUUGUUUUAUGUUGCUUACAUGUGUUUUUAGGUUAUAAAAUUUAUACGGACAUUUAUUUUAGAGCUAAGUUAUUUAAUCAAUUUUUUGCUUUUUAAAUAUUGUUUUUCAAUUCUGAAAACUGUUUGACUUGAAUCUCUUUUACUACAAGUUCAGUACAUGGGUUUCAUUCUCUACUUAAUUUUUGCUUUGUUUGCUACUAAAAAGUUCUUUUCUACUUCAAUACAUUUAUGUAUCAGUUUAUAUAAUAUUAUUUAAUUUCAAAAAUAUUUUUUUUUCUGUUACCAUUUUUAUACUAUCUAAAUUAUGUUCCUCCUCUUAUGAUAUAUUGACAUAUUUAGCUGCUGUUAAAAUUGCAUUCAGUGAGAUCCUCAUCUCUUAUGAAAAUAAAUGUAAUUUGAAUUUUCAUUGUUUAUCAACAUCUG
Molecule: messenger RNA, 4041 nt
Organism: Uloborus diversus
Lineage: Eukaryota; Metazoa; Arthropoda; Arachnida; Araneae; Uloboridae
Product: protein disabled-like
Exons: 10
Coding region: 20-2977 (985 amino acids)
Source: RefSeq, a predicted model, not a curated record